Molecule: messenger RNA, 2472 nt
Organism: Triplophysa dalaica
Lineage: Eukaryota; Metazoa; Chordata; Actinopteri; Cypriniformes; Nemacheilidae
Gene: mcoln3a
Product: mucolipin TRP cation channel 3a
Exons: 12
Coding region: 85-1731 (548 amino acids)
Cellular component (GO): lysosomal membrane; plasma membrane
Molecular function (GO): NAADP-sensitive calcium-release channel activity
Source: RefSeq, a predicted model, not a curated record
CUUCAGUUCCUCAAACACAGAAAUCCCUGUCUGUGAUAGUGCCGAGUCAGUCUGAUGUUCUGAGCUGACAGGGAAUUGUCACAGAUGUCUGAUGAGGAGCCUCUUGUGUGUAAUGGUCCACAAAGUGAGCGGACACACCACAGGACAUCAAGAACAGAUGUGGACCCCACGCUCGUGGAGAACCUCAGGAGAAAGCUCAAAUAUUUCUUCAUGAGUCCUUGUCAGAAGUACAGAGCCAGAGGUCGAAAGCCAUGGAAACUAUUGCUGCAGUUUCUCAAGAUCGUCAUUAUUACUGUGCAGCUUAUCUCCUUUGGACUGAGCAAUGAGAUGAUGGUCACAUUCAAAGAGCAGAAUCUCAUGGCCUUCAGACAUUUAUUUCUGAAGAAUUAUCAGGACAGUGAUCCAGAUUACGCCGUAUACACCAAACAUGAUGUGCGUGACCACAUCCAGUACAUCAUCAGAAGGUAUCUCAACCUUCAAAACCUGACUGCUGGUAAUCAUGCGUUGGAGAAGAUCGAUGGGAUGUUCAGUCCGCUGUCAGUUUGUCAGGAGCUCUAUCGACAUGCUGACAUUUCACCAUCCAAUGAAACCUUUGAUAUUGAUCCUCAUGUAGACACAGAAUGUAUUUUAAUUUACCCGACAUCACCCUACAAGAAUGAGUCUUUGACAAGUGACAUGAACCUCACUAUUGACUUUCAAAGCCUUCUAGCGGUGAACAUUUAUUUCAAAGUCAAGGCUAUAAACAUUCAAACAGUCCGCCAUCAAGACUUACCCGACUGCUAUGACUUUAACAUUAAUAUUAUGUUUGACAACCACGCACAAAGUGGCCAAAUCCCAAUAUCUCUCAGCAGUGAUGUUCAGAUCAAGGGCUGUAAAAACGGGAAUGUUUCAGGCUCGACAGACAUUCACUUUAUGCUGAUAGUUGUGUUUGACUGUGUGGUCAUCUGUGCCUGUUUGCUGUCACUCGCUCUCUGCAUGCGCUCUGUCUUCACGGGCAUUUUCUUACAGUUUGAAUACACAGCACAUGUGUUGAAUGAGAACAGUAAAAGUGUGUCGUGGUCUGAGAGACUUGAGUUCAUUAACGGCUGGUACAUUCUCAUCAUCAUCAGUGACACAUUGACCGUUGCAGGUUCAGUUCUCAAGAUAUGUAUUCAGAGCAAGGAACUGACCAACUAUGAUGAGUGCAGUAUACUGCUAGGCACCGCAACAAUGCUGGUGUGGAUCGGAGUCAUGCGCUACUUCAGUUUCUUUCAGAAGUAUUAUAUCCUCAUCCUCACUCUGCGGGCUGCUCUUCCCAAUGUGAUUCGAUUCUCUCUCUGUGCUGUCAUGAUUUAUCUCAGCUACUGUUUCUGUGGAUGGAUCGUUCUGGGGCCGCACCAUGAAAAUUUUCGAACAUUCAAUAGGGCAGCAGACUGCUUAUUCGCUAUGAUUAACGGGGAUGAAAUCUAUUCCACCUUCACCAAACUCCGUGAGAAGAGCUACCUGGUGUGGGUGUUCAGCGGUCUGUACGUCUACACUUUCAUCCCACUCUUCACCUACAUGGUGCUGAGCCUUUUCAUCGCCAUCAUCACAGAAACGUAUGAGACCAUCAAGCAUAAUCAGAAGGACGGAGCAGCAGUUUCAGAGCUGCGGGCAUUCAUAGCUGAAUGCAGGGACUCACCCGACUCGGGCAAAUACGUGAUGGAUGAUGAAACCUCCAGCUUCUGCUGCUUUUGUGCUGCAUGCACAUAGUGCAUUCAAACCCAUGACAAGACAUUGAGAGCAGUGACCUCUUCUGUUCGGCUCAAGAUACUGCAAGAGCUUAAUAAGUCGGCAAACAAAUACUCCUACACUAGUCAUUCAAAGGAAUAUUUUAACCAGAGACUUCAACUCAUUUCAUGUCAUUCCAAUAUAAGUUCCUUUUUUGCCAUAAACACAAAGGCAGAUAUUUUGAAGAUUGCACUGUUUUUAUUUCUGUAUUUUUAUUAGGAAUGGCAACUGGCACUCACAAGCUCAAGAAAGCACAGUUCAUAUAAGUCCAUGUGCUUUAUGACUAGUCGUCUGAAGUCAAACUGCUGAUAUUCAACACCGGAUUAAUGAAUGCAACGUUCUUCUGAAUCUCUUUGGACUCAGUGGUUCAGUUGCAUGACAAGGUUGUAUUCACUCUCAAGUCAUUGAAAUCCUUUAUAUGAUGUUCAAUGUUGAUUGGUUUUUAACACUCUUCAAAAUAUCUUCUUUGUGUUGUGCAGAAGAAAUAAAGUCAUUCUGAAUUCUCAGAACUAUCCAUUUAAAAGCUUAAAUGAGAAGAAGUGAAUUACAAAUGGAAUUUAAUAAACAUUCGUAUGACAAAAGAACGGACAUGUAGUGCAUGAAACAUUUCAAGUGCUUUUAUGAUAGCCGACCUUCUUAUUGCCAUUGCCAUGUUUUGGAAGCUUCACUUCCCAUUGAUUUAAUUAUAAUUUAUUUUCAUUAAAAGUAUUUUUGAGUCAAUGA